UGCUGGGUGGUUUUCAGUGAGGAGGCAAGCCUGUGUGUGCUCGCCAGGGAGGGAGAGAGAGUGUGUCUGUGUGUGUGUGUGAGUGAGGAGUGAGUGAGGGACAGAGAGACACAGAGAGAGAGACAGAGAGAGAGAUUGGUGCGGCUGAAGAGCCAGCCGGAGCUGGGAGGGAGACAGAGAACAGGACUGGGGCACACAGAGCCCAUCAGCAGCUUUUGGGGGCGUCCAGCGAAUGUGACCAUGCGGUCUACCACCGGAGCGGUGCUCCAGACGCUACUUCUGCUGUGGACUCACCACGGGAGCGGGGUCCUCGCUGGGAAUUCUUAUGAUUGUGAUGACCCCCUGGUGCCCGCCUUGCCUCCAGCCUCCUUCAGCAGUUCCUCUGAGCUCUCCAGCAGCCAUGGCCCUGGAUUCGCCAGACUGAACCGAAGAGAUGGAGCUGGUGGCUGGUCUCCUCUUGUGUCCAACAAAUACCAGUGGCUGCAGAUUGACCUUGGAGAGAGAAUGGAGGUCACCGCCGUGGCCACCCAAGGCGGGUAUGGGAGCUCCAACUGGGUGAGCAGCUACCUCCUGAUGUUCAGUGACAGUGGAAGGAACUGGAAACAGUACCGGCAGGAGGACAGCGUCUGGGGAUUUUCCGGAAAUGCAAACGCAGACAGCGUGGUGUACUGUCGACUCCAGCCUUCCAUCAAAGCCAAAUUUCUGCGCUUCAUACCUUUAGAGUGGAACCCCAAGGGCAGAAUUGGAAUGCGAAUUGAGGUGUUUGGAUGUGCAUAUAGAUCAGAGGUGGUGGAACUUGAUGGACACAGCUCCCUGCUCUACAGAUUUGAUAAAAAUCCCCUGAGCCCAAUCAAGGACAUUGUUUCUUUGAAAUUUAAAACCAUGCAGAGGGAUGGGGUUCUGCUCCACAGAGGAGGCCGGAGUGGAGACCACCUCACACUGGAAUUGAGAAGAGGCAGGCUCUUUUUACUGAUUAAUUCAGGUAAAACUAUUGAGAGAGGUGUCCGGGAAGCAAGCGGCUUAGUUGCCUUUUCGACAAUUCUGAUGAUGAAACAUCAGUCCAUUCAUGACGAUUACAGUCACACUUGCUAAUCACAGAUACUGAAGCAGAUUCUCAGAAAAUCACUAAACAGUAUUAUUGAUGCCAUUUUUCUUUCUAAGAUCAGCUUUGGAGGGAUUUCAGCACCUGGAACACCAGCGUCCUUCUUGCAGAAAAACUUCCAUGGGUGUUUAGAAAAUCUCUAUUACAAUGGAGUGGAUAUCAUCGACUUGGCCAAGCGAAGGAAACCACAGGUCAUCACAAUGGGCAAUGUGUCCUUCUCCUGUUCGCAACCACAGCCGGUGCCUGUGACUUUCCAGAGCGCCAGGAGCUUCUUGGCACUGCCAGGCAUUGCGGGAGAGGAUGCCGUUUCUGCCACUUUUCAAUUCCGAACAUGGAACAAGCAGGGCGGCCUGCUCUCCACGGACCUGGUCUCAGGAGGUCUCUUGCUCUUCCUUCAGGAUGGGAGACUUAGACUGACCUUCUUCCAGCCGGGGAGACUUCCCAGUGACCUCACAGCAGGUGCUGAAUUAAAUGAUGGGCAGUGGCAUUCCGUCGCACUAUCUGCCAAAAAGAAUCACCUGAGUGUGACAGUAGAUGGACAGGUGGCCUCAGCUGCUCCUUCCCUGGGGCCUGAGCAGAUCGACUCCGGUGAUGCCUAUUAUUUUGGAGGUUGUCCUGACAACAGCUUUGGAUCCAAAUGCCAAAGUUCAUCUGAUGGAUUUCAGGGAUGUCUGAGGUUCAUCACUAUCAGUAACAAAGCGGUGGACCUGAUUGCAGUUCAGCAGGGGGCCCUCGGGAACUUCAGCGACCUUCAGAUAGACUCCUGUGGGAUCACAGAUAGGUGUCUGCCCAACUACUGCGAGCAUGGCGGCGAGUGCUCCCAGGCUUGGACUAUUCUGUGUUCAAUUUAAAACUUAAGAAAUUCACUUUGUCCUCCAUUUAUGAUGAUUUUCCCUUUUACAGCUAUCUAUGAACAGUCAUGUGAAGCUUAUAAGCACAGAGGAAAUACUUCUGGGUUUUAUUAUAUAGAUUCGGAUGGAAGUGGCCCUCUGGGACCAUUUCUUGCCUAUUGCAAUAUGACUGAAACCGCCUGGACCGUCCUCCAUCACAAUGGCUCUGAGCUCACCCGAGUCAGAGGCACUCGGCCGGAGAGCUCCCACACUGGGCUUUUCCAGUAUGCGGCCAGCCUGGAGCAGCUCCAGGCCACAAUUAACCUGGCUGAGCACUGCGAGCAGGAGCUCGCCUACUACUGCAAGAGAUCGAGGCUUGUAGAUAAACAAGAUGGAGCCCCUCUGAGCUGGUGGGUUGGAAGAACCAAGGACGUGCAGACUUACUGGGGAGGUUCUUUGCCUGAUCUUAAAAAGUGUACUUGUGGAUUCGAGGGGAACUGCAUUGAUUCUCAAUAUUACUGCAACUGCGAUGCAGAUCGGAAUGAAUGGACCAAUGACACUGGAUUCCUUUCUUAUAAAGAACAUCUGCCCGUAACUAAGAUAGUGGUUACAGACACAGGCCGGCCGCACUCAGAAGCCGCGUACAAACUGGGGCCUCUACGCUGCCGGGGAGACAGAUCCUUCUGGAAUUCUGCCUCCUUCAAUACGGAGGCUUCCUACCUCCAUUUCCCCACUUUCCACGGAGAACUGAGCGCAGACGUGUCCUUCUUCUUCAAGACCACGGCCUCCUCCGGCGUGUUUCUGGAGAACCUGGGGAUCACGGACUUUAUCAGGAUCGAGCUCCGCGCUCCUGCGGAAGUGACCUUUUCAUUUGAUGUGGGCAACGGGCCUUUGGAGAUCUCGGUGCAGUCCCCCUCGCGCUUCAGUGACAACCGGUGGCACCACGUCCGAGUGGAAAGGAACGUGCGAGAGGCGUCCAUUCGGGUGGACCAGCUCUUGCGGAAGACGCAGCCUACACCAACGCACACAUUUUCUGUUUUUUUUUUUGUUUCUGUUUCCCUUUUAGGGGGCACGGCCACCCGGCAACGUGGCUUUCUGGGGUGCAUCAGGUCACUGAGGUUGAAUGGGCUGGCACUGGACCUGGAGGAGCGAGCCAAGGUGACCCCUGGCGUGGAUCCCGGAUGUAGAGGCCACUGCGGCAGCUACGGGAGGCUGUGUCGCCACGGAGGGACGUGCCGAGAGAAGCCCCAGGGCUUCUCGUGUGACUGCACCUUCUCUGCGUACACUGGGCCCUUCUGCUCCGAGGAGAUUUCAGCGUAUUUUGGAGCAGGCUCCUCUGUGAUGUACAGUUUUCAAGAACAUUUGUCCCUGAGCAAGAACUCCAGCUCCCACGCGGCUUCCUUCCACGGCGACGCGAAGCUGAGCAGAGAAGCGAUCCGAUUCAGCUUCCGAACGGCCCGGACCCCAAGCCUGCUGGUUUACCUGAGCUCCUUUUACAAAGAGUACCUUUCCGUGAUCCUGGCCAAAAAUGGUGAUUUUGCGGUUCGGUUCCGGCUUGGUUGGGCCCCGGAUCCUGACGUCAUUAGCUUUGAUUUUAAAAACAUGGCUGAUGGGCAACUUCACCACGUCAAGAUUGAGAGAGAAGAAGGACUGGUCUUUGUCGAGAUUGAUGAGAACACAAGGAGACAAGUCCACCUGUCAUCCGGUACAGAAUUCAGCGCCGUCAGGGCGCUUGUACUGGGCAGGAUUGUAGAGCACAGUGACGUGGACCAGGAGACGGCGCUGGCCGGGGCUCAGGGCUUCGUGGGCUGCCUCUCCGCAGUGCAGCUCAGCCACGUGGCCCCUCUGAAGGCUGCCCUGCAUCCCAGCCACUCAGCCCCCAUCACUGUUAAAGGACAUGUGACUGAGUCCAGCUGUGCGGCCCAGACUGGCACUGACGCCAUGUCGCGGGAAAGGACCCACUCAUUCGCAGAUCAUUCGGGAAAGAUCGAUGACAGAGAACCCAUAGCUAAUGCCAUCAGGAGGGACUCUGCGGUCAUUGGAGGUUUGAUAGCUGUUGUGAUCUUUAUCUUGCUUUGCAUCACUGCCAUAGCCGUCCGUAUUUAUCAGCAGAAAAGGUUAUACAAAAGAAACGAGGCAAAAAGGUCAGAGAACGUAGACAGUGCUGAGGCUGUUUUGAAAACUGAGCUUCAUGUUCAACAAGCCAUCAGUGAAAAUCAGAAAGAGUACUUCUUCUGAUUGGCAACGAUGCCUUCCCUUAUCAUGAAGACGGUUGGUUUUAAUAGCUAGGGGCUCUCUCUCAAUGGACACCCACGCGCGCGCGCGCACACACACACACACACACACACACACACACACACACACACACACACUCACACACACACACACAGAUGCUCUUAUGUGGGACGUCCAGGCCAUGGAUCUGCAAAACUGCCUCCUGCGCUCCUCCAGGCUGACGACGGCUUCCAGCACGGCCUGCUUCGAUAGCACGUGCCCCGUCGCGCUCGUUCUACCUAACAAGAACUUAGAUACGGCUCUGAAUCACCAACGGGUCCGAUGUGGUCUGAAAGAGAAGUUCCACUUGCUUCAAGACUAUGGUUUUUAAGUGUGAAAACUGUAACCCUGGUCUCUUAUCCAUGUGAUGCCUAGGUUUUGUUCAAGGGGAAGGUCAAACUUGGACCUCAGCCACCUUGCUUUAUUUGAAAACAUACUCUGUGUUCCUUUGAUGUCCCCCACGGUGUUACCCGCAGACCUGGAAAAGCUUCUCCGAUCCUGUCUGGCUGCCUUCGACUGCGUGCGUGGCCAGAAGUCUACAAAGCGCCUUUGCUUUUCUGUUUUGCGUUCCCUCCACUGCAUCAGUAGACUGGAAAGACGGUCUGUUGAUGCUGGUUUGUCCGCUUUGCUCUCCUGGUUUUUUACGGGACUUUUCACAAUGGUUUUGAAUACGGUGGGUUGUGAGCAUCAGCCUUUAACUAUGAACAUGCAGGACUCGUGUCACCAGGCUGACAGGGUGCAGUGGUUCUCAAUGUGUGAUGUCUUGCCUUUCCAAAGUUCUCUGUUUAAUUUGCUAUGACUAUUUACUAACGGCAGUAGUUAGGAUCCUGUCUGUCGCCAACCUCCCAAAGAAUGUGUAAUGUUUUUGGCUCAGUUUGCUUAUAUAAAAAGAACCAGUUAUGAACACUGCAGAAACUUAUUUUUUAUUGACAUCUGUAGGACUUCAAAGGAAUUAUAAUUCUGGGAAUAAUUCCCCCCAAGUCUUGGGUGAGUGUCGCUUUUCUUUAGAGUGAGUGUACCCUUCUUGGUCAUCAACUCCCCUGUGAUCUUCUGUGAUCAUGUUCUAUGGAACAUCUUGCAUGGAUUAGAAGAGACCAUGUGUGUGGGAGCCCUCGAUUACCUAUGUUAAAAUGUACCCCCUGUAGGUAGACAUUUCCGGUAGGUAUUUCUGGAGUAAGACUGCAACUACAUCAACGACUACAACUGCACAGCCAGUUCAUCUAAAGGCUGCCCACUCUGAGGCAAUGGGCACUAACCUGCUCACUGCUAGCAAAGAUGCUGGGGUCUGGUCCUCAAAAGUUACUAUGAACCGGAACUUUCUUAUGAGGGCAUAUGUGUACACGCUAGAUGAUCCAGGGAUGAUGGAGAUCCUUAGGGAACUGCUCCGUUGCUAAUAUUGAGGCAAUGGAAGCAAAAUGCUUGAUAUAACAUCAAUAAGAAUCUUGUUUAAAAGAUUGAAAAAACAGCAGGGAGAUAGAGGAUACUGUUGGAAGAUUGUGAUGAACUUUAUAUCAGGAAUGGUGAUAAUCAAGACAAGAAAAACUAAUUUCUUGAAAGACAAGCUGAAAUGCAAUAAACAGACUUUUUAAAUAAAUGAAGUGUAUUCCAUUUUCAGGCAGAGCUCUGGUGAUGUGGUGGUUAAAGUCCUGAAAGGUCAGAAGUUCGAAUCCCCCAGUUACAAGGAAAAUGUAGUAUGUUUGCAUACAGAUUCCAGCCUUAAAAGCCCUGUAGGCCCGUUCUACUGUAGGCCCGUUCUACUGUAGGCCCGUUCUACUGUAGGCCCGUUCUACUCUGCCCUUUAAAGUCUGAGUCAAUAGUAGUGGGAGAAGAUUGAGACUUUGGCACCAUUUUCUUGGAUUGAAAAUUGAGUUUUAAUUAUUGUCACCUCUCCCCAAAUCAACCUAUACAGUCAUUGUAAUUCCAAUCAAACACCCACAUUUUAAGAAGAUAAAUAGACACCUUUAUUCUAAAAUUAAUUUUUCACAUUGCAGAGGAAAAGAUACAGGUAGGCCAGACCUCUGAAUUCCAUAGCUGAUGCUAUAAUAAAGGUGCUUAAUGACCCAUAUUCCACGUGCCUGCUGUGUAAACAUUAGAUGCCUUCGUUGGUCCACACCAGGACAAUUGGGAAACAACAGAGGCUGGUCUUUCUUGUCUGCUUCCAGGCCGUUGCUUCUGUGAUUAGCUCUCUUUCUAAAGAGCAGUCUUUGCUCAUUGUUAUCCACAUUGAUGUUUCUGUAAAGGCCUGACUGAAUCUUAAGCAUCUGCAUGUACAUAGCCAUGGAUGAACAAGCUGUCAGGACAAAUGAGAAGCGUGCUUUGUUCACGUGUUUGUUGGUUUUGAUCUAAAGGCCUGUGGUGACUGGGGGUGGAUGGACCAGCUGAACGGUAGAGGAUGGUUUGGCUGGAGCGCUGAAUGGCCACAGCAGUCCAGCGCUACGUUCUUCACCAGUGUGGGCGUGGUGCGGCGGGGGCAUUGACCUGGAUGGUAGCUGGCAAGGAGACGGGGUUCCAGAUGGGCAUGCCUCACAGGCCUCGGUGAGCGUGCCUGUAGAUCCCACCUACAGGCACCUGAACACAGUGGGCAUUCUAUGCCAACCCUCUCGCUUUCUGAUUUGCCAAUUGCUUUUCCUCUGUCCUGUAUAAACAACAUCAUUGGAAUAAAAUGCAGAGUUUAUUUUAA
Molecule: messenger RNA, 6886 nt
Organism: Echinops telfairi (small Madagascar hedgehog)
Lineage: Eukaryota; Metazoa; Chordata; Mammalia; Afrosoricida; Tenrecidae
Gene: CNTNAP4
Product: contactin associated protein family member 4
Exons: 23
Source: RefSeq, a predicted model, not a curated record